Danio rerio (zebrafish) is the source of this 3249-nucleotide messenger RNA. Lineage: Eukaryota; Metazoa; Chordata; Actinopteri; Cypriniformes; Danionidae. The record is from RefSeq and is a predicted model, not a curated record.
UGACGUUAAGCUUCUUUUCACUGGCCUAGUUGGGCAUUUUAAGAAAGGGGUUUGUCAACCUCUAGUGACUAGUCAAUGCAUUGCGGUUUCAGUUACACCAGAUGAGCAAGUACGGAAGACGUAUACCUGUUUACCCCAGCAUUAAACAGCGCACCAGGAAGAGGUUGCCUUUUUAUUUUUUACGCUUCUCUUAUAUUAAUCUUUUUAAAAGGAAUCGUAAUUUGUGGACGUCUUUAAGAAAUUAUUUAGGAGAAGCAUGCUUUUAAACUGACUGCAGAUUUUUUUUACUCUUGUGGGAAUUUCGUACAAAAGCGAAAGCAAAAUAUGGCUUCGAAAAAUUCCUCUUUAGAAAGCCUUUCUUGCCCUGUGUGUCGCGAAAUCUUCAAGAUUCCAGUUCUUCUGUCGUGUAGUCACAAUUUCUGUAAAGAGUGUCUUCAGCAGUUCUGGGCAACCACAAAAACUCAGGAUUGUCCGGUCUGCAGGAGAAGAUCCUCAAAAUACGAGCCUCCAAUUGAUCUUGCUUUACAAAAACUGUGCGAGGGAUUCCUGGAGGAGGACAAAGUAGAAAGGAGAAAUGAAACUUGUUCAUAUAAGAACAAGAAUGAUCUCAUUCAAAAAAGCAUCUUAAUUAAAGAUGGAAAUCCUGCUCGAUACAGACUGCAAACAAAUACAGAAAAUCUGGAUAAAUCUGAACCCUACAGAAAAAUCAUUUUUGGAAAAAGAGACGAAAACAAACCUCAUAAAACUAUUCUGAUAGUUGGAGAAACAGGCGUAGGAAAAACUACCCUGGUCAAUGUGAUGGUCAACUACAUGCUGGGUGUUGAGAGAGAAGACAAGGUUUGGUUUGAGAUCACAGAUGAUCAGAGUGAUCAGUCUUCAGCUCACAGUCAGACCUCCAUCAUCACUGUUUAUGGGGUUUAUCUACAAGAGAGUCCAAUAGAUUUAACAAUCAUCGACACACCAGGAUAUGGAAACACUCGUGGAAUUGAUUUUGAUAUUGACAUUGGCAUGAGAUUAAACAAAAUUGAUGACCUGACCCAUGAAAUAAACGCAGUGUGUCUGGUGAAUAAAGCAACACAGAAUCGCCUUUCUGACAGACUAAUAUACAUAACUGAUGCUGUUCAGUCUUUAUUUGGGAAAGAUAUUGAUGAGAAAAUUGUCCUACUCUUCACACAUUCAGAUGGAUUUCCUCCUAGUAAUGCUUUAAUAGCUGUUAAAGAGGCUCAAAUCAAGUGUGCAUUGAAUGGACGCAAUCAGCCUUUGUUUUUCUUGUUUAACAAUCGCCAGUCAGAUACUCAUGAUGAAGAAUAUGAGAUGAUUGAGGAGAUUGCAUGGGAUCUCAGUUUUAGAGGAAUGACAGGAUUGACGCAAUUUAUUAACAACAUUAAACCAAGAACUCUGAAGAUGACACAAGAUGUUUUGCAAAUCCAGAGAGAGUUGGGGGCAAAAAUUUCUGAUUUACAAUUAGUGGGUCAAGAGUUAGAACAGAAAAGGCAUGAACUGAAACAAGCUCAAGAUGCUCUACAAGAGGAAAAGGUCAAAGACAACAAGAACUUUGAGUAUGAAGUUGAAGUGUCCUACAAAGAAAGGGUUGAUAUUGAUCUAAAUUUAGCCUAUAAGGCCACAUGCUGCACUGUCUGUGAGGAGAACUGUCAUUAUCCUGGAUGCUGGUGGGUCAGUAAUCUUUCACGGUGUACUGUGAUGAAAGAUUAUCACUGUACAGUGUGCACUAAUAAAUGCCACUACAGUGAUCAUGUCAAAGAAGCAAAGAUAUAUGUGACAAAGACAAAGAAGGAGAAGAGGACAUAUGAAGAUUUAAAGAAGGAACAUGAAUACAGAAUUAAAAGUGGUGUUUAUUUGGUCGGAAAACUCGAAGAACAACUCAAAGAAUUGGAGAAAGAGAAUGAAAAUCAACUAAAAGAAGCUUUUCACAGUGUGGACACUCUGGAUAAAAUAGCACUCAACACUGAUUCACUGAACACACUUCUGCACAUUGAUUUUCUGAUUGAGAAGCUGAAGGAAAUAAAUGAGCUUGGAAAAGUCAAAACACUGGAAGACAUCAAGAAGAGAGCAGGGAAAGGAAAACAAAAAGCUCUAAGAUACUUUACAAUAUCUACAAAAAAAUAAACAAAUAAUGCCUCAGCUACUCAAACACUACACUAUAAAAAAGGAUUUUUAAAAAAAAUGUUUUUAUGUUAACUACUUGGAAAUAUUUGCCACACUUUAUUUUGAGGCACAAUCCACACUAUUAAUAAUCCAUUUACUUAAGACUUUUAACUUUAAUAAACUUCUAACUAACUUAAUAUUAGUAAUGUGGUAGUUAGGUUUAGGUAUUGGGUAAGAUUAGAGAUGUAGAAUAAGAGUAUAUUUAUGCAAAUGAACAGUUAAUAUCUUAGUAAUAGGCCUUGUGUAAAUUGUUGCUUAAGAUAAAGUGUUACUAAAAUAUUUUUUCAUUUAUCAUUUUUUUUUUUGCUUCUUUUAUCAUCAUGUCAUGGUUUAUACACUAAUAUAAGUAUGUAAAUUGUAUUAGGGCUGGGUGGUAUGACCAAAAUUUUAUUUCACAAUGAGAAAGCUUAUUUAAUGGUAACAAUAUCUUUCACAAUAUAGUUUUUAUAAAGGUAAUUUUUCCAGAAAAUGUCAAGAAAAGGACUUGAUCUAUUUUGAUUUAGUAAACGAAUUAUGACUUAAGAUGAACAACAAAUUCCAAUUUUAAGUGGAGAUUGCUAAAACAUUUCUCAAAUAACAUCUGGCAGAUAUAAAAUACAUUGAAAAAUAUCUGGCCAAAUAUUAAUCACUGUCAUCAUGACAAAGAUAAAGUAAAUCAGUUAUUAGAGAUGAGUUAAAACUAUUGUGUGCAGAAAUGUGUUGAAAAAAAUCUUCUCAGAAAUUAAAUAAACAGAAAUUGGGGAAAAAUAAACAGGGUGGCUCAUAAUUUAGGGGGACAAUAAUUCUGACUUCAACUGUAUAUACCGUCAUACCACCCAGCUCUAAAUUGUAUGUAUAUUGUAUUCAGUUCUACCUUUUUUGCACUAACAAUUGUAUACAAUAAUUUCAUGAAUACCAUUCUUCUUGUUUAUUUCUAUUUACAUAUGUUUGGCUAUAAUAUUUGUUUAGACAUUUGUUUAGACAAUCAGUGAACAUACAGUGCAUCUGGAAAGUGUUGAUAGUGCUUCACUUUUUCCACAUUUGUUUAUGUUACAUAUUUAUUCCAAAAUGCAUUGAAUUCAUUGAUUUCCUCAAAAUACUACA